GCGCGGGCGGCGCCCCACGCGGCAGCUGAGCCGGAGCUUCACGCUCCUGUCUCGUGCUCUCGAGGUCCCUCUCCACACCCCGCAGCCGCGAAUCCCAAGCUCCGGCGCCGCCUCCCCUCUUCCGAUCGAUCGCGUCCAUCGGGACCGACCAGCCAUGGCUGGCAGACUAAUUGCAAACCUUAUUGUCAUGGGCUCUGGGAUUAUAGGAAGAGCUAUGCUUCAGGCAUACCGGAAAGCACUUGAAAAUGCAAAUAAAACUGGUGUGGCCCAUGAAGCAAUGAAUAAUAUCCGCAGGGCCAGCAAAACCAUGACUGAGCAAGAAGCGCGGCAGAUAUUGGGUGUGACUGAGCAAUCGACAUGGGAAGAGAUUGCACAGCGGUAUGACAAGUUAUUCGAGAGAAACGCGACAUCUGGGAGCUUUUACCUCCAAUCGAAGGUUCACCGAGCUAAGGAGUGCCUGGAAAAUGUGUACCAAAAGAACAAGCCAGAUGGAACCCCAACUUGAAAUUUGCCCUUAAAAUCAGCUGUCCAGAUAUAUAUUCUUCCCCCCUCUUAAGAAAAGUGUACAUAAUGACAAUGGUCGGUGCUGUUGUAUCACUAAUAAGACUGUGCAGCGACCUCGAACUUAGUGUUAAGCUAUCACCCAACACUUGCACAAUGCUAAAGUACCAUUUCUGUUCUUCUAUUUGAUGAAGCCAUACUCUUCACUUUUGGAGUUUU
Brachypodium distachyon (stiff brome) is the source of this 720-nucleotide messenger RNA. Its product is annotated as mitochondrial import inner membrane translocase subunit PAM16 like 2. Bases 155 to 505 code for a protein of 116 amino acids. The transcript has 4 exons. Gene Ontology annotation, biological process: protein import into mitochondrial matrix. Lineage: Eukaryota; Viridiplantae; Streptophyta; Magnoliopsida; Poales; Poaceae. The record is from RefSeq and is a predicted model, not a curated record. Gene Ontology annotation, cellular component: TIM23 mitochondrial import inner membrane translocase complex.